CUUAUAUCGUCGACUCGCAAGCUCGAGUGGCUUUCUUUACUUGUCCCUUCCCUUCAUCUUUCGGGUGUCCCCUUUUUUUCAGCACGACCAAACCAUCCAAUGUCUGCAAGCGGAGCUUUUGGACCUGCACCUCCGGGCAUUGACCUGUCCGAAACCAAGAAUGGCGCCAUUAUCAGAGCAGUUGUCAGCCUGAUGGUCAUCGGGACCCUCGCCGUCAUGCUCCGUUUUGCGUCGCAGUUGAUGCGGGAGAAAGGAAAAUUCUCCUGGGAUGACUACUUGAUCCUCCCAGCAUUGCUUCUGGCACAUGGUACAGCAGUCUGCUCGCUCGUCAGUCUUCCAUACGGUGGUGGCAAGCAUCUUUGGGCCGUGUCGGGAGAAGACUUUACGACCAUUUGGCAGAUUCUAUUCUCCUACGUGAUGAUCUACGCAGGCGCCGUCAGCUUCACCAAAGCAUCCAUCGUCAUGUACUACUGGCGUCUCUUUCGCCAGAGGUGGUCCACCUAUCUCGGUCUCUUCUUGGUCUGGAGCUAUUUCGUCGUCAUUGUCGUCACCAUCAAUACCGGUUGUCAGCCAUUGGAGUAUUUCUGGACUCAGUAUACCACCCCCGGGGCUAAGGGUCACUGUAUUGACGUGCCGUUAUUCUUCUUCGCCAACGGCAUCUGGGCCAUGCUUGUCGAUGUUUGCAUCUUGAUCAUCCCAAUUCGACCUCUUCUAGGAUUGCGCAUGUCCACAAGGAAGAAGUUCAUGGUUGGCGGCGUCCUUGGACUCGGAGGCUUUGUCUGCAUCGCCUCAAUCGUGCGCAUCAUCUCGAUCCAUCAGCUCAUCCACAACGACGACCUGACCUGGUCCAUGGCCAGCGUCUUCAUCUGGUCGUGCUGCGAACCCUUCAUCGGCAUCCUCUGCGCCUGCAUGCCCUGCUACGCGCCGCUGCUACGGCGCUUUUGGAAAUCGGCCGGCUCGCAGUCCCGAUCAGUACCCACGAGCGGCUUUUCCAGCGGGAACAUGAAUGGGUCCACCAUGGGAAAGUCUAGCCAGGGUAUCCCGAUCAAAGUCAAACGGGACUGGGACCGCAUCGUCAACCCUACUUUUGGGGACGACGAGGUUCAGUUGACCACCUACACGACGGGACCGGGAAGUACCCGCACCAAGGGCAGUGAUGAGUCCGGGUCAAAGGGUAUCACUGUGAAGACGGACAUUCACUGGGAGUCUCACGCCGUUUAAACACGCCUCGUCCCCGCGACGCAUAUGUGGGAAAUUGACUGCGGUGGCACUGCGAUGGAAAAAGCACACACAUACACUCGUUUGUGGACCGAGCUCGGUCGUGAAAAAGGAAGAAGAGGGGGUGGUCGAUAAAACAACAACAGUAUCUCAACGCAGUCGGGCAGUCGGGCAAGUGCGGAUAUGAAUGGAGCCAUCCAUCCAUCAUGGGAUCCCCAAGUCUUGUCACACUCACCCGUCUCGCCUGCCUCAGAUUGGGAAAGCCACUUGUAUUUGAAGGCCUUGUCCGGAAGAAACCAGCCGCGAGAAGCGAGCAAAAGUAAAAGCAAAAGCAAAACACUCAAGGUCGAAUCAGCCGGCCGGCCGGUCGAUUGUGAGUAUCAAG
Molecule: messenger RNA, 1603 nt
Organism: Cladophialophora immunda
Lineage: Eukaryota; Fungi; Ascomycota; Eurotiomycetes; Chaetothyriales; Herpotrichiellaceae
Exons: 7
Coding region: 100-1221 (373 amino acids)
Source: RefSeq, a predicted model, not a curated record